AUGUUGCACGGUCUGUUUCAAGGAAUUUUAGGUGAACAACAUCGUGAAGAAAGGCGGAAGUUGCUUAGACGAUCCAAAAUUUCUGAUAUUCUUUUUUAUAGUAGUGCAUACGACUAUCGGUUCAUACGAAUCUUGCUUAAUUUUCCAAUUGGUUUUGCUAUUGCUUAUAUGCUAUAUAAAUUUGCAUGGUAUCGCGUUAACUUCGCGGAUUUCGAUGAAAUUUUCGGCCAAGUUUUCUUCUGGAGCUUGAUCUUGACAAGCGCUGUCGUAUUUGCAACAAAUCCAGUAUUUCGCUGUGCGGUGAUAUGUGUACUUUUCAGUGCUUUAGGAAGAAAUGGUCAGGGACUUUUAUCUGUCAUUAUUUUUAACCAUCUUAAUGAGGGCCCGAUAGAUCGUAUUAUUUCUAAUCUGAAUCUCAGUGCUAAUGUAAUUGCUUGUCACCUCGCUAUUAAAGAAGAAAUGACAAAGCAAAGAGUUAUUAUGUCAACUGGACCAGCUGAAGCUUUUUUAAGCGAAAAAUUUGGAAAGUCCUCAUUAAAAGGAAGAAAAGUGAUUGCAAUGUUGAAAGCACUCGUAGAACCGAUAUCUUAUGAUUUUACAGUAAGCGAAGAGGAUAAAGCACUUGCAGCCACUAUCGAUGGAGCUGAGGCAAUUUUUAUUAUAAAAUAA
Messenger RNA from Dracunculus medinensis (Guinea worm), 669 nucleotides. Lineage: Eukaryota; Metazoa; Nematoda; Chromadorea; Rhabditida; Dracunculidae. The record is from the annotation of a GenBank genome assembly.